AUUUCCUCGAAUCGUAUGUGGAUUGGUCACGCUCAAGUAAAGCUGCAAAAUGAAAGAUGGGGAAAUUGUUUAGAUGAGCUUGGUUGUGGCAUUACAGCCAGAAAUAUACGAUGCUUGAUGUUUUUGGGAAGUUUGGCCGCUACCCAAAAUACCCAGGUCCUUCAGAAAUGACACCUGGUCGAUAGUUCAAGGAACAACUAAGACAAUUUGCAAAGACCCGGAUUGAUUGUGCGGAGUGAGAGCAAGAGACAGACUUUUCGGCCAGACGCUGUCAAGGCAUGCUUCUCGUGUGCAACUCGGGCUUUAGCAGAUCACCAUGAAAAAAAUAUUUGGCUUUGUGAAGAAAAAGAAAGGUCCAUCUUCUAAUGCUUCAGAUUCUGGCAGUGUUUUCUCAGUGGGUUACGAUCUGAAGGAAAAAGAUUUGGGAAAACUGCACAAAGCAGCCGUUGCAGGAGAUCUGGCAAAGUUGAAACAGCUGAUAAAGAAAAAUGACAUCAAUCAGCUGGAUAAAGAAAACCGAACUCCGUUACAUCUUGCAUGUGCUCAAGGACAUGCUGAAGUUGUCCGUUUCUUGUUGGAUAACAAGGCAAAGCUUAACCUAUGUGAUAAUGAUAAUCGAACACCAUUAAUGAAGGCUGUCCAGUGCCAACAGGAACGAUGUGCAGUUUAUCUUUUGGAGCUGAAUGCAGACCCCAAUCUUGUAGAUGCCGAUGGAAACACUGCACUCCACUUAGCUGCCAUGAUUCCUGACCUGUCCCUGGCAACGCAUCUGCUGGAACAUGAUGCACAUGUUAAUGCUUCAAACAAGGAAGGCUUCACUCCCCUAAUUUUAGCUGUUGCAAAAAAUCACCAAGAGAUGGCAGAGUUUUUAUUGAAAGAAGGUGCCAAUGUAGACUCAACAGACAGUUUAAAAAGGACAGCUUUAAUGUUUGCUGCUAACAAUGGUCAGAUAAAUAUGGUUCGUUUACUGCUUCGGUAUAAUGCUGAUAUAUCUGUAAAAGAAGAUAAAGGAUGGACUGCUGAAGAUUAUGCAGUUAUGAAUGGACAUCAUGCAUGCUCACAUUUAAUAAUUGAGCAUGGCACCAAGAAAAGAUCACAGCAACCAGUUUCUUAUGGUGACAGCAUCAAAGGGAAAGGUGCAUCCUUCUUCUCUAGCCCAGUUCGAAGCCCAGAGUCAGGUUUCACUUUGGGAGAACCAGCUACAGAUAAAGAAGAAAUGCAGCAAGCUCCAGAGCAGGCAGCAGAAGCAGGUGAUUCAGGGAAAGGUGCAGAUGAUGAUUCCCAAGCUGAAUCUAUUAGUCGGGCAUCAAAUAGAGCUGGAGACUCUUGGGCUUCAUCUGAUGAAGAUGAGGACUUUGACUUUAGCCCCAAGAAACCACAGAGGCCAAACUUGACUAAACUAAUGAAUUCAUCGCAAAAAGACAAGAAAAAUGUUUUUGAAAAUGCUGUUACUAGAAAUCCCCGACCUGUAGAGCAACCAGAACCCAGUAAGUUAAAAUCUAAUGAAGACUCUAAGCAGAAGUAUGAAGAUGAUACAGAUCAUUCCCUUCCCAAGGCCCUUUCCUUCUCUGCUGCUCCUGUUCACCCAGCAGUCCCUUCCAAUGCUCCUAUUUCCAAACAUCCUAUGACCAAUCCUGCUCCUGUCAAAGAACCCAAAAAGAAAGAGGCUACAGUAGCGGAUGAGGAAGAGGAGGAGGAGGAGGAGGAGGAUGAUGAUGAGGAGCAGGAUGAUGAAGAUGAUGAAGAUCAAGAUGAGGCCAUGGAUGGUCAUUUCCACAACACUAAAGUUUUAAAAGAAGAUUCUGUAUCUCCUUCUUCACCAUCUCCAAAAGGUGUUCAACUACAAAGCAGGACAGAAGAUAGCAAAAGAGAUUUUUUGUCUGAAUUGGGUCUGGAAGUACCAGAACAUGAAGCUGAUGAUGACAAUGAUUCUCCAUGGGACUCUGAAUCUGCUUCAGAUAGUCCAAGAAAAAUCCCAACUGUAGCUAAGUCACAAGCAGUGAUGAGCAUGAUUGCUGAGGAGACAAAUGAAGAUAGAAGCGAAAAGCUGAGAGAAAAAAAUCAGAUGUCAUCCAAAGAAGUAUCUGAUGUUCGAAGUCCACCAAUAUCGAAGGAGAUGGUAGAAAAACAGAAAAAAGAUUUAUUGUCAGGUUUAGGGCUGGAAGCAGAAGAAGAUAAUGAUUCUCCAUGGGACUCAGAGUCUGAUUUCAACAGUCCAAGAAGAACAAAAGGAGGUCUUGUAAUACUACCUCUAACUAAAUCAGAUGCAAAGAAAACUAUAACUACUCAGGAGAAAAAGGAAGAUGUCUUUGAAGAACUUGGGUUGAAUGAUGCAGAUGAUAUUGAAGACCAAAACAAGUGUGCACAAGAUGCAUCGGAUUGGGAUUCUGUUAGUACAACAAGCAAAAAUCUAAAUGAGAUCCCAGUUCAUUCUCCAGGUCAAGAAGUGAAAACUAUCAUCUCAUUUUCUGCUGCAUCAUCAGUGCACAAUGUUAAAACUCAGAGUGUAGGUGAAAAUGAAGAAUCACUUGUGGAAAAGGAAAAGGAAAACAACAGUGAAAAUCACCAUGGUAUAAAAGAUGACAGCAGCAGUGAUCAUCUUGAACUGGAAGAGAAGCAGGAAAAUGAUCUCUUGCAAACCGACAAGAUAGCCUUUGAAGUCUCACCUAUAGGUGGGUUUCUAAGGGCAGAACAUCUGACUCCAAAUGAGGAGGAAGAUGAAGAAGGAGGAAGUAAUAUCCAAGUUACAAAUAAGAGAGAUUUACCGAAUGAAAAUGAUUUGGAUAUUUUCUGGGAAAAGAGAUAUGAAAAAAUCUGGGUUGAAAGGGAAAAGAGAGAGGUAAAAUCUCAGUACAGGAAUGUGACUGCUGAACUUAAGGAAAAAUUUGGAGAGAUUGCCUUGAAACAGCCCGAGGUGUCAAUUUGUUUAUCUCCAACAAUAUCAGUGGAUGAUGAUGACUGUCAUGUUCAUAGUUUGAAAACUGAGUCUAAAGUAAAUGUUGAAAAUGUUCUACUGUUGACAGAUACCUCAAAAAUUCAGUCUAUUCUAGAACUGAGUAAACCCCGUUUAGAGAACACAAAUAAUGGUCCCUCUCCCUCUAAGCUGGAUAAUAGCUGCAGUAACAUAGAGGAAACAAAGUUUUGCAAUUUGCAGAAUUCUGGUGAAGUAUCUGACAAUUCUAAAAAGACUCAAAUGCCUAAUUUCACAACAUUUGAGAGUGAAAUACAGCCGACUUCAGUUCAAAAUGAGAUUGCAGGCUAUGAUACAGAUUUGGAUUCAGAUUCAGCUGAAGAUCUGGAAGAGAAAUUGACAAACAAGAAAAGUGGAUGUACAGAUGCAAAAAACAAUAGUAGCAAGGAAAUGGAUAGCGAACAUCUGGACUGUGUGGAUGGUGGAAUAAAAAAUCCUUACCCAUUAGAUGAAGAUAAGAAAGUUGUUACCACAAUUUCACAACCUAUACACGUUACAUCUUCUAAGUACCCCUCAGAUGAGCAGCUUAAGGAAUCUAUGGAGAAAUUUAAGAAUGAGGUAGGGAUGCUGAAGGUUGUAUUCCUAACUUUGAAGAAAGACAAAGUUCAACUGCAGAAAGAGGUGGAAAGGAAACAGAAUAAACUAUCUGGUGAACAGAAAUGUAACAUUAUUAAAGACUAUUGCGAAUCAAAGACUCUAAAUGGCCAUAUUCCUAAAGGCAUUAACCUGACCUCAGAUGAGGAAGAUAUUGAUAAUCCAGAACUGCCCAGGAAUGAGCUAAAUAAAACUGGCAAAUUGACUCACAAGACCCAACUGACUAACCCUAUUAAUGGAGAGCCACUAUCUGUUUUUGAUGAUAGUACAUUAAGUGAAGUAUCAGAAGAUGGAGGAAGGCCAAUCCCACGAAUUAGCAGGAAAAAUAAGAAUACUAAGACUACAGAAAUUGAAAAUGAUUUUGAUGACUUCACCCAGUCUUCUGAUACUGCUACUGAAGAGCUAGAGAUGCCUGUCUCUGGAUGUAAAAAUGCAUCUUUGAUGAUUAAGCAGCUUGAUAGCAGCUCUAUAGAUCAUGUCGCUCUGGUGAAGAUUCAAAAUGUGUUUCAUGAGUAUGAACGUACCAUAGAACGAGAAAAAGGGCGCUAUGCUUUACAGUCUGACAAAGUUAAGCAACUUGAAAAUGAAAAUAAAAAAAUCCAAAGAUCAUUGGAGGAGACAAGGGACAUUAAAUCAAUGCUUGAACAUAAAAAAGUUGAAUGGGAGACUGACCAAAAUAAUUUAAAGUUUGUUCUGAAACAGGAGCAAGAGAAGCACAAAAAUGCCCAAAUGCUCUAUGAAAAAAGUAGAGAGCAGCUGAAAAAAAAGGAAGAGCAAUACUGUAAAGAAGUAGAGGGAACACAGCAGCUUGAGCUUACGCUAAGGAAUAUGGAAAUGGAAAUGAAAGCUUUACUCAACAAAAAGAAAGAGCUCGAAGAUGAGCGAGACGAAGCUCAACGCUUAUUAUCCCAGGAACGCAGUGCGCGUUCUAUGCAAGAGGGAAUACUUAAUAAUCACCUCCGAAGACAAAAAGAAAUUGAGCAAGAAAAUAAAGUCACUUUAACCAAGAGUACUGAGGUUUUUUCUCCGCUAUCUGAAGUAAGUGACAAGGAGAAGGACUUGGCACAACAGAACAGUAGGCUUCAGGAGGAAAUAGCUAUAUUGAAGUUAGAACUGGAAAAAGAGAAAACUCACAGCCAGGCUGGAGAAACCAAGUAUCUUGACGAAAAUGAAGCUCUGAAAGAAAAAGUAGAAGACCUGAAACAAGAUUUGAAAUUAAAUGAGGAAGCCCUAGCGCACACGGUUUUUCAGUAUACUGGCCAGAUUAGUACACUUAAAACUGAAAAUACUUUAUUAACCACAAAAUUAGAGCAUGAGAAACAAGCAAAGGACAAACUAGAGGUUGAGGUGGAGUCUGUGCAUACUAGACUUGCUUCUGCAAUUCAGGAGCUGGAGCGCAACUACUCGGGGAAGGCAAAUGUUGAGCGGGCCCUUCAACAAGAAAAAGGUGAAAUAGUCCGCCUUCAGGAAAAGAGCAACAGUGAAAUGACCAAGCUACAGGAGUCCAUUAAUAGUUUAUCUCAGCAGCUGAGCAAGGCAGAACUAAAAGCAAACUGUCUAGAGAAUGAGUGUCAUCGUGCUACCCUCUCCCUCACAGAAAAAACCGUACUCUUUGAGAGUACUCAGCGGGAAAAGGAGCAAGUUCAGUCUCGCCUAAAAGAAACUGAAAACCUGUUACAAAUUGAGAAGGAACAAUUAAGCAAAUCAUUGGUUCGGCAGGAGUCUAUGCAAGAAAGGCUAGCUCAAGCACAAAGUGAAAACAUGCUACUGCGACAGCAGCUUGACGAAGCUCAGAACAAGGGACUUAUCAAAGAGAGGGUAGUGAAUGAUGUUCAGGACCGCUUCAAUGAUAUUCUGACUCAACUACGUGCAGACACUGAAGACAGAGUCCAUAUGAUUGAAGAAAGGAAUAAAGAAGUUGUAACUAAAAACAAUGAGUUAAAUGAAAAAAUUCAAAGGCAUGAAAGUGAAAAGGUUGAGAGAGAGACUACAUUAAGACAACUUCAGCAGGAACUUGCUGAUGCCUUGAAAAAGCUUUCCAUGUCUGAGGCAUCACUUGAGGUCAAUAUCCGGUAUCGCAGUGACUUAGAGGAAGAAAAAAUACGACUGCAAAAAGAUAUCGAGAGACUAAAAGGAAAGUUACAGGAAAUGGAAGAUCAGUAUGUUCAUUCAGAGCGCAGAAGUCAUGACUUGAAGAAUGCACUUGAGGACAAAGAAAGAGAAGUCAUUGCAUCAUCUCAGAAACUGCAGGAGAUGAUCUCAUCCUCAUCUGGAACAUCAAAGACAAUGAAGCAGUUGGAAGAACACACUCAGAGACUUGAAAUUGAAAAUGCCAGACUGGAAGCAGCAGCCAAACAACAGACAACAAAAAUAGAUGCACUUAAAACAGAAUUGCAAGAGUCCAUAUCAAUAUCAGAUGCCCAACCUGAAAUAAGGGUAAGAAAUCGUUUAGAAGAAGUAGUGACAAACUUGCAGGGAAGCAAAAUCAGUUUAGAAGAGCAACUGAAUCGAGAGGUUCAAAAACAAAAUAUGUUAUCACAUAAUGCACAAGAUUCCCAUUUGUUGUGGGAGGAAGAGCUUAAAUCCAGGUCCAAACUUGGCAUUCGACUUACUCAGCUGGAAAGAGAAAAGAGUGAAAUGGUGGGGCAGGUAGAGACAGAAAAGAAAAGAAUUAAAAAGAUAUCAGAGUUGAAGCGAUCUGUAGAGACAAGACUUGAUCAGGAGAUGAAGAGAAAUAGUGAACUCCAAAAGGAACUAAACAGGAUGAGAACACUUGCCAAAACAGCUAAAAAAAAGUUAAAAGAACAGGAGAAUGGUGAAUUCGCCUCUCAGAUCAGCAGUAUCAGAGGAGAGUUUAAUUUUAGACAUCAUCAUGAGACAGAAUCUACAGUUGGUAGAAUGAAGUCUAAAAUGGACGAACUCAGCCAGCAACUAGAAAAUGAAUCAGUGAAGUGUAGAAAACUGGAAUCAACUAACCGUGACCUACAAGAGCAGUUGUCUUCAAUGAAAACACUACACAAAAGCCACGAGAAGCUCGAGAAAAAUAAAAGACAGCUUGAGGAAGAAGUUUUAAGCCUUCGGCAUCAUCUGGAAAUGAAUAUAACAGAUCAGAGCCAAAUGGAACACUAUAAAAGGGAAGUGGAAGAAAGAGCAAGACAGGAUAUCCGCCAGAAACUUGAAGAGGUCAAUCUGUUCCUUCAGACUCAAGCUGCCUCUCAAGAGGCUUUGGAACAAAUUAAAGCCACUAAUGAAGCAACUUUAAGAAAUCAGUUAGAACAACGAAUAAAAGAUCUUGAGAGUGAACUAAGUCGAAUAAAGAAUACACAUCAAGAGAAUAUGAACCAACGGGACUCAACGCAGACAGAACUGGAACGGUAUAAAGAACUAUAUGCUGAAGAGCUCAAGUUGCGCAAGUCUUUGGCAGCUAAACUUGAUCGAUCUAAUGAAAGGCUGGCGGAAGCCAACACUAAGUUACUUAAUGAACGGCAACGAAGCAAGUCCUUAAUUGCAAGUAACUUUCUUAAUGGAAGCCUGUCUGCAAGCCCUACUCUUGAUAUGAACCAGUUGCAGGGAAGUAUGGGUAACUUUGGUGGAACCUCAUCUCCUUUGAAUCGAAGUCUGGGCCUUGGAGGAAGUUUUCUGAACCCAGUCGGAGAAAGUUUAUCACAGAACAGCAAGGUGGAGGCCUACAUUGCAAAGAUGCAGAGUGAACUAGAGAAAAGCAUUACUAAGGAAUUAGAGCAAGCCACGGCCGAGCUGAAUGGCGGUUCAAUGCGAAUGUCUCCUGUUGGAUCAGCUGCUGGAUCAAAAAGUAGCCAUUUUGAAAAGGACCCAGUAACUCGAGCAACACAGCAAUACUUAGAGGUUUUAAAGAAAAAUUAUAUGAUAUAAUUACCACAAGUGUUUGCACAGAACAUUGCGCUAAUAUCAAUGUAAUGUCAGAUCAACUUAAUAAUAAUGAUUGUCAUUUUCCCCAUUAAUUUAAUCAUUUUAGUAGAACAUAAAAUGUUGCACGAUGAGCUCAUAUUAUCAGGUCUAACACUUCCCCGUUGCUUAUCGCCAACAUGUCACAGAAAAAACUUGAAUAUGUGACUUUCAAAUAGUUUUAUUCAUUACAUCAUGUUUUUAUAUUUAUCUUGUUUUAACUGAAAAGCGGGUUUUACAAGAAGAAAGACCAAAUUGACCUGUUAAAAGGUUGGAUGUUUUAUAUACAUGUCACGGUUUAACGAUAACCAGGUAACUUAAUUUUUGGUUUCGUAAAUGGCAUUUUGCAAAUGUCCAUGGCUAUAAAAACAAUUUCUUUUUAAUGUUUUCCUUACAUGGUCUGAAUUUUUUUGGAUGUGUUUAAUCCUUUUAUUUAUCAAAUGUAUAUACUGGUACUGCAAAAAUCCCAUCCUUAGCAAUCAAAUAACAGUAAAACUAAUAGUUAUAACUUCACUAAAGAUCUAAUGUCUCUGAUGAAGCAUGGGAUUUUGUGCACUAAUACAGCUAUUUGCUGAAAUCAGGUAUUGUACAAAGGUGUGUUAAAUGUUUACGCCAGUGAGACAAGCUUUUGUUUCAUAGCAUCAGUGAUGAUCUUCAUGAAAAGCCUCCAAAGAAAAGUCGAGUAAUGUUUUGAGGUAACUAAAUAGUGCAGAACAAUCACAAAUGUGUGUCCAAAUCUUGUACAGCUCACUAGUGGCAGGGAUGUGCUGGCCAUUUGUUGUUAAUACAAUCAAAAUUAAAAAAAAACAACUUUUUAAAUUAAGGCUAUAUCAAUGUAUUGAUAUGUAUUCAUAUUUUAUGUACAUUACCUAUGUAAUUCUAUAUUUGAUAUGUAUGCUGCUAUCUGUGUUCAGUUGUAAUGUACUGUAGUACUGUAUCUAUUUUUACAUCUUGUCUACUUUGUCAUUUGUAACUCAUUCCUGAGGUAUUCACUAGUAUUACAUGGUUUCUUCUGCCUCCAACAGUAUUCAUUUUAUAUUGAAUAUUUUGCCAAGAAAAAUUAAAAUUUGUAUGCCAUUACAAAAUGAAAUACAA
Messenger RNA from Erpetoichthys calabaricus (reedfish), 8584 nucleotides. It is a transcript of the gene aard, whose product is annotated as ankyrin repeat domain-containing protein 26. The record is from RefSeq and is a predicted model, not a curated record. Lineage: Eukaryota; Metazoa; Chordata; Cladistia; Polypteriformes; Polypteridae. The coding region runs from base 317 to 7456 and encodes 2379 amino acids. Gene Ontology annotation, molecular function: protein binding. The transcript has 45 exons.